AUGCGCGCUCGGCAGCCUCCUCUCCACUCCGCGUCAGACAUGGGAGCUCUGCGCGCCGCUCCCCUCCUGCUGCUGCUGCUCCUCGUCUCCCCCUGCGGCUCCACGCACGGGGGUGACGCGGAGCACCGGGACGGGGAGGAUGAGGGUGACGUGGGCAGCGACGCGAGGCUCCUGGGAGACGGAGUCGAUGACGGCCGUGCGGACGAGAGGAGCGACGGCGAGGCCCACGGGGGUCUGGAGGGCGCCCACGAGGGCGGCGACGAGGGCGGCGACGAGGGCGGCGAGGAGGGCGGCGAGGAGGAGGAGCAGCAGGAGGAGCAGGAGGAGGAAGUGACUCCCGACGGUACCACCGCUCCGACAGACGGCGGCGGAAGCGACGAGGAGGAGGAGCAGGAGGAGAGGCCGGGAGGGACGGCCGAAGAAGAGACGGAGAUUGCUUCAGGGGAGGACGAGGACGAGGAGGAGUCGUCGCCUGAGAAGAGCGAAUCUUCACCUCGUCGCGACGAUGGUGGGAGCCGUGACGACAGCUCCUCGUCCACGGAAAGCCCGCCAGUGCUGCGGGCGCUGGGCGGCACGGGCGACGGCGCCCCCUGCGCCUUCCCCUUCCUCUUCCUGGGCCGCGAGUACGCCGCCUGCACCACCGACGGGCGCGACGACGGCCGCCUCUGGUGCGCCACCACCUACGACUACGGGCGCGACGCCCGCUGGGGCUUCUGCGAGACCGACGAGGAGGCGACGAGGAGGCUGCGUCUGCAGGAGGCGGAGGAGGUGUACCACUCAGCCAUGCGCGUCAUCAACGGCACGGGCGGGAAGAGCCGCAAGCGCGAGGGCUACAAGCUGCUGGAGCAUGCGGCGGAGCUGGGCAGUAUGCGCGCCGCCGAGCGGGUGGCGAUGGCGGCGCUGCUGGGGGAGUACGCGCGACAGGACGUGAGCACGGCGCUCGCCUCGCUGCAGACGCUCGCACAGGGCGGCUCCCCCAGGGCGCAGACGGCGCUGGGCUUCAUGUACGCCACCGGCAUCAACGUCAACUCCAGCCAGGCCAAGGCUCUGGUCUACUACACGUUCGGGGCACUCGGAGGAAACCUGAUGGCUCACAUGAUCCUUGGUUACCGCUACUGGGCGGGUGUUGGGGUUGCUCAGAGCUGCGAGUCGGCACUCACUCACUACCGCACCGUGGCCAACCAAGUGGCGAGUGACAUCUCUCUGACGGGCGGCUCGGUGGUGCAGCGGAUCCGUCUGCUGGACGAGGCCGAGUCCCCCGGCUCCAGCUCGGCCAUGCUGGACGACGACCUCAUCCAGUACUACCAGUUCCUCGCCGAGAAGGGCGACGUGCAGGCGCAGGUGGGGUUGGGCCAGCUGCACCUGCAGGGCGGCCGUGGGGUUGAGCAGAACUUCCAGAAAGCAUUUGACUACUUCCGGCAAGCGGCGGGCUCCGGAAAUGGCAACGCGCUGGCAUUCCUUGGCAAGAUGCACUCGGAGGGCUCGGACGUGGUCCCCCAGAACAACGAGACGGCGUUCCAGUACUUCAAGAAGGCGGCCGACAUGGGCAACCCCGUGGGGCAGAGUGGGCUGGGCAUGGCGUACUUGUUUGGCCGCGGCGUGCCAAUCAACUAUGACCUGGCCUUCAAGUACUUCCAGAUGGCGGCGGAGCAGGGCUGGGUGGACGGGCAGCUGCAGCUGGGCACCAUGUACUACAACGGGCUGGGCGUGCGCCGGGACUACAAGAUGGCCAUCAAGUACUUCAACCUGGCGUCGCAGUCGGGCCACGUGCUCGCCUUCUACAACCUCGCCCAGAUGCACGCCACGGGCACCGGCGUCAUCCGCUCCUGCCACACAGCCGUGGAGCUGUUCAAGAACGUGUGUGAGCGGGGCCGCUGGGCGGAGCGCAUGAUGGGCGCGUACGGCGCCUACCGCGAGGGCAACGUGGACGCGGCGCUGGUGCGCUACUUGCUGCUGUCGGAGCAGGGCUACGAGGUGGCGCAGAGCAACGCCGCCUUCAUCCUCGACCGCAAGGAGGCCCGUGUGGUGAAUGAGAGCGAGACGUACCCACGCGCGCUGCUCUACUGGAACCGCGCCGCCUCGCAGGGCUACACGGUAGCGCGGCUGAAGUUCUCAACGGUAUUACAUCUGGUGACAGAAGUGAACGACCACGAACAUGGACACGCGCCGGACAGCUCGAGCCGGGCAGCUGCUGAGGGCGUGGCCGGCCUGAACCUCCGGUCCGACAUCGGCCUCACAGGGGCUGCCGCGUCAUCACCAGCGAACGGAGCGUCACCACUGGUGCGACCGGCGAUGCCAUCCGUCGUUCGCGCCGAGGCGCAGACGAGUUACGGGGACAGCAAAGUGCGAGUUUCCACGGCGACCGCUGCGCUGCACCAACGGCUGCCUCCGCUCAAAGAAUUUGUGGGCGAGGAGGGCGACUGGGGCGGCUUCCAGCGGCGCUUCCUCGCGCACCAGGAAAUGGCGCAGUGGUCGGAUGCCGAGGCUCUCUGCGCGCUGCCGGCGCUCCUCGACAGCGACGCCCUCGCCGCUCUUACAUCGGCGCCGAAGGAAAAACGCUCCACGCUACAGAUGGCGCUGCAGUUGCUGGCUGCGGUCUACGGACCUUCAUCGGAAUGCAGGCAGCGUUUUUAUGAUCGCCAGCGGGGUGCAAAGGAGUCGCCCCUCGCGUACCGUACGAGUCUCCUGGCACUGGCGAAGACGGCCUUCCCUCGAAUGGACGACGAAGGCGUGGACGCGAUGGUAACAGAAAAGAUCCUCCUGCUGGCGGACGACCUGGACAUCGCCGUCGUUGCACAGGAGGACAGAAAUGGGUUCCCUCGAGGCGGCGCGGCUCCUCCACGCCAACCUGCUGUCGCAGCGACAGAAGGCCAGCAGGGCAGCGGCCGGGCGUACGGUGGCUGCAGCCACCCUCCCGGCGGAGGAGGUUUACGCCAUCGACCAUCGACAGCAGCAGAGGGCGGGAGUCCGGACGGGCCAGUGGUCGGGGACCCACCGGACCAGCGGCGGGGCCACUGGGGGGGCCACUGGGGGGGCCGCUGGGGGCCACUGGGGGGGCCACUGGGGGGGCCACUGGGGGGGCCACUGGGGGCCACUGGGGGGGCCACUGGGGGGGCCACUGGGGGGCCACUGGGGGGGCCGCUGGGGGCCACUGGGGGGCCACUGGGGGGGCCGCUGGGGGGGCCGCUGGGGGCCACUGGGGAGGCCACUGGGGGGGCCACCGGGGGCCACUGGGGGGGCCACUGGGGGGGCCACUGGGGGGGCCGUUGGGGGCCACUGGGGGGGCCACUGGGGGGGCCACUGGGGGCCACUGGGGGGGCCACUGGGGGGGCCACUGGGGGGGCCACUGGGGGCCACUGGGGGCCACUGGGGGGGCCGUUGGGGGCCACUGGGGCGGCCACUGGGGGGGCCACUGGGGGGGCCACUGGGGGCCACUGGGGGGGCCACUGGGGGGGCCGCUGGGGGCCACUGGGGGGUCGCGCCGGCGGCGUGAACUUUGCGCCUCGUCGCGUGAAUCCCCGCGCGAAAUCGCAGAGAUAA
Molecule: messenger RNA, 3540 nt
Organism: Lethenteron reissneri (Far Eastern brook lamprey)
Lineage: Eukaryota; Metazoa; Chordata; Hyperoartia; Petromyzontiformes; Petromyzontidae
Product: protein sel-1 homolog 1-like
Biological process (GO): ERAD pathway
Cellular component (GO): endoplasmic reticulum membrane
Molecular function (GO): protein binding
Source: RefSeq, a predicted model, not a curated record